UGAUCGGUGGGAGGAUCCUAUGUUUGUCUGUCCUGUUUCUUAGCACCCUCUAUGUAGGCUAAUUUACCGAAUACUGCAGCAAGGGUGUCACGAUCCAGAGAGAAGGAAGGCAAGUCGGGAGUAAAAUCUGAACAGCGGCCAGAAGAGAGUAAUGGCAGCCAUUAGGAAGAAGCUAGUGAUCGUGGGGGAUGGAGCCUGUGGAAAGACUUGUCUUCUCAUCGUCUUCAGUAAAGACCAGUUCCCCGAGGUCUACGUGCCCACAGUGUUCGAGAACUACAUCGCUGACAUCGAGGUUGAUGGCAAACAGGUGGAGCUGGCGCUGUGGGAUACAGCCGGCCAGGAGGACUACGACAGGUUGAGGCCUCUCUCCUACCCCGACACAGAUGUCAUCCUCAUGUGCUUCUCUAUCGACAGCCCCGACAGUUUAGAAAACAUCCCAGAGAAGUGGACCCCUGAGGUGAAGCACUUCUGCCCCAACGUUCCAAUCAUCCUGGUGGGCAACAAGAAGGACCUGAGGAAUGACGAACACACACGGAGGGAGCUGGCCAAGAUGAAGCAGGAGCCAGUGAAGCCAGAGGAGGGCCGGGACAUGGCUAACCGUAUCAGUGCCUUUGGCUACCUGGAGUGUUCAGCCAAGACAAAGGAUGGCGUGAGGGAGGUUUUUGAGAUGGCCACCAGGGCGGCACUGCAGGUGCGCAAGCGCAAGAAGAGGGGUGCCUGCCUGCUGUUGUGAGGAAGAGGAGGAAGAAGACCUCAGUCGUCAACUGACAAAACAACAACAUAUAUAUAUAUAUAUACGCAGGACUGACCUUUUACCAAAUGGCAUCUUUGUACUGUAUCUCAUUUCACGCUAAAGAGGUUGGUGGCCGAAAGUGCUGAACGUAAAAUAACAAGGAAAAGGACUGGUCUGUAACACAGGUUAUAAAUUAGUGUUUAAACUUCUCAGCAUUGUUUUUGUUUGUUAUGCUUAUUCCAUGCAAUGGGCACACUGUCUUUCGUCUAAUUUUUUCCCCACAAGCGUUUCUUUUCCCUGUCGCUUUUGAGAAGAUAAUAAAUGCACAUGUAUUUGUAUGCAACAUAUUUGGCUGUCCUUCCCUGGGCCUGUAGAGUCGGUCCCCUGAGCUUGUGUUGUCAACAUGCACACUGUUGGAAUCAGGACUCACCUAAACUCUUGUUCAUUUGUAACCCGUCCUGUCCGCUAGCAUAGAUUCUAUGGUAAGAGGGUCUACUUUCCAGGGGAGAGGUUUUGCUCUUUAGAACCAGUGCCUUUUUGUUUUUAGUUAUUUUUCAAGUCAUUGCAUACCACCAAGUAAUGCUCCUCCUGACCUGUUGGGCAACUCACUAUCAGGGGAGCGGAGGGCCUCCCCACGUUAAUUAUACACAGUAUGUAUUGUAUUGCAAUCCGAGCUUUGCUGCAUGUAACCUAGGCUUUGAGGGCUGUCGACAACUAGCCGCAAGAAACGACUUCAGAGUUAAUUUUACUAAGGAGAAAGCAUCAGCUAGUCCGUAUAGCAUAACAUAGUCUGAAAUCAGUCCCCCACACGCACACACUUGGUAAAGGACUGGUAGUCAGAGCACCUCAUGGCACUGUAACAUGACCCUACAGAUAUGUGUGCAGAGAAGUCCAUCCGCCCCCUCAAAUAAGGUCUGGAUUGAACAGCUGUUCCUCACAGUCGUUCUGUACAGAGAAGCUUGAAUAUCCCCACAUAAACAGAUGCUAACAUGACUUUAAAGUACCACCACACCAGGAUGUGACAAGUUAAAACAGGUGUUGCAUGAUGAUUAGGGGAGCAUGGUCUACAGUAGCUACAGUAGGUUUGUAUGAGUUGACACAAUCCUCUUUUUAGAAUGAGAAUGGCAAUGUAUUUGUCACAAGGCUGGAGCUACUGGGGUAUGAGGGAUAUGGUAUGGGGGGACUGACUGGUGGAUUCUGCCUUGAGAUCCUGUCAAGGUUGACUGGCCUGGAGAUUUCCAGUCUGACUGCAUUCUAAAGCAGCAUUCUGAGGAGCCACAUGAGUGUUUUUCAGUGCCUUCUCUUUCCUGGUAACCUGUGUGACUUUAGCGUUCCCCUCCCCGAGAGCUGAGCAGAGAGCCUGGACCGGUUGCUCAAUGCCAACAUGCCACAGCCAGUCAACUUUGACACCUCUGUCAUGUUGCACAAAGCUCAGCACUCACUCGGCCAUAAAGAAUGUCAGGGGGAAAUGAUGCUUGACAAAUUAAGAAUUUCACUGAAUAUUUUUCCAAGGUACACUUUGCCACAGCGUUCCCCUAAACAUACCUGGUUGAAACCCCCAGUUAGAAUUUGAUCAUCCAUAGAUAAGAUCUCUUCAGCUCGGUGGUUGAUUGUAUUUCAUUUGAGGAAGGAAACUCCCAGUGUACUAUGCCUGAUUUUUCAGGAACUGGUUUGGUGCUAUUUGACAAGGCAAGACCUGAAAACAUUUUUUUUUUUUUUAGAGAUACUUCUGUUGGCUGCCAAGAAAGUCCCCAAACAAUUCUCUCUCCCUACCUGUCGCACAGCUAAAAUGACGUGCUCUGCACUGUGUUAUGUUAAAAGUAACGUUUGUAGGGUGUGCUACUGAGUUGGAAAUUACUUUAACAUUCGGACAUGAUUUCAUGUCUUCUGUCAUUUUUUUUUAUAUUACACUGCUGAGAACAAUAAAAUGCAUCGGGGUUGCUGAAGUAACUGGUCAACCUAG
Molecule: messenger RNA, 2696 nt
Organism: Salvelinus namaycush (lake trout)
Lineage: Eukaryota; Metazoa; Chordata; Actinopteri; Salmoniformes; Salmonidae
Product: rho-related GTP-binding protein RhoA-D
Exons: 5
Coding region: 152-733 (193 amino acids)
Biological process (GO): small GTPase-mediated signal transduction
Cellular component (GO): neuron projection
Molecular function (GO): GTPase activity; GTP binding
Source: RefSeq, a predicted model, not a curated record